CUGCGUCUCUCUCUGCCACUCUCUCUGCCUCUCCCCACCUCUCUUUGAAUUUCUCAGCUUCAGUCUCUCGCCCUGGCCUCCAGCCCCCUGCGCCCUGCAGCGUCCGGGUCUCCCUCCCGGGGGUGCUUCUCCCGCCCGCCCUAAUAUCCCUCCGCCUACGGCUCUGGCGCGGCGGGCCGCGAGCGCCCCCGUGUGGUCAUCCGGGGGCUGUCGCAAGAAGGCCCGGAGGGUUGAGUGUGGGCGCCCACAGGGGUGUGCGAGGGCAAGGAGAGACACUGAGUGUCCCUGGGUGACACCGGGGAAUGGCGUGAGACGCCGAGAGAUAGUAUGAGCGUGUACUACCUUGGGAUUGUGCGUGACGCUAGAGGUUGUUGUGUGGCUGUGUGACCUGGGGAGAUUUUGUGACCACCAGACACAGGGUGUGACUGUGAAACCACGUGUUACGCCGAAAGGUUGUGUGCGGCUGUGCCUGUGAGAUGGGAAAGAUCACAUGCAGGUGACUGCGUGGGACCCUGAGAGGCUGGCUCUGCCUGAGACACUAUUCGUGGGGCUGGUGGUGACAUUGAGACUAUGAAGGAACGAGAGAUUGUGUGGCACAGUGUGCAACGUGGGGAGACAUGAGGGCCUGUGUGUGUCAUGCGGGCAAACGUGUGUGACAGAGGGUGAGACAGAAUGAGUAUGACACACCCAGAAGGGGCGUGGGAAGUCGGUGUGACAGGCCCAAGGGGGAAUAGGUGUGACAGAGGGACCGUGUGAGUGUGACAGCAUAUGUCAACCACACUGGUGAACUGUGAGAAGCCGUGUGACUCUGUGUGACACAGAUCAUGUGGGAUAGUGAGACACACAAGGCGUUGUGACAGCCCUCCAGGGGUUGUGUGACCGUGCAGGGCACAAGCAGAUGAGAACAUGAGUGAGAGACCUUGUGCCCGUGUAAGUGUGCAAUACACGAGACUGCUGGGUGAGGGUGGUGACAGCUGAGGGUAACGGGGACUGUGAGGGGCUCAGCAGGAGCUCGUUUGCAUGAUGGGGUGUGUGUGGGGGGACACUCUGUGAGGGAUGGUGUAAGAUUGUGUGUGACACCAGUAGACUGUGCAAAAGUGAGCAUGAGUGUGUAUGUGGGGAUCCCUGGACGUGGGACUGCGUGUCACCGUGUAACACCAUGUGCUGUUGAGUGACAGUGCUCAACAAAGAUGUCGUGUAAUUCCAUGUCCCAGUGUGAGACCCUGACACAGUGAAUGUGUGUGAUGGACACACAUUGAGAGACUGUGUGUGACACGGGGCGAACCUCCGUUUGCACCUUUGAUACUCUAAGAUAGUGUAUCUGUGCUUGUGCCAGGUGGCACUGGGGAUGACGUGACAUCUGACACAUUGUGAGACAUUGCGUGACAUUUUGAGGGGCCGCGUGACUGUGGCACUGUAGGACACUCUGUGGGGAACACCAGGGUGUUGUGAGACAGUGAGGUGGCGGGCACCUGCAUCCAUGUCCAACAACAUGGCCAAGAUCGCGGAGGCCCGCAAGACGGUGGAACAGCUGAAGCUGGAGGUGAACCUCGACCGCAUGAAGGUGUCGCAGGCGGCGGCCGAGCUCCUGGCCUUCUGCGAGACGCACGCCAAAGACGACCCGCUGGUGACGCCGGUGCCGGCCGCGGAGAACCCCUUCCGCGACAAGCGCCUCUUUUGCGUCCUGCUCUGAGUCUUCCCGACAGCUUACCCUCCCGGGGCCAAAGUAUGAAUCCAAUAAACGUGGUGACUGUG
This is a messenger RNA of Canis lupus familiaris (dog), 1755 nucleotides long. RefSeq names its product G protein subunit gamma 8 (gene GNG8). The transcript is spliced from 3 exons. The record is from RefSeq and is a predicted model, not a curated record. Bases 1481 to 1693 code for a protein of 70 amino acids. Gene Ontology annotation, cellular component: heterotrimeric G-protein complex. Lineage: Eukaryota; Metazoa; Chordata; Mammalia; Carnivora; Canidae. Gene Ontology annotation, biological process: G protein-coupled receptor signaling pathway. Gene Ontology annotation, molecular function: G-protein beta-subunit binding.